AUGUAUGUGCCAACUGCAAAAAGUGCAAAGAAUGAUCAUUCCUUAGUUAAAACCAUAAUCACCAAUCACGUGUGCAUUAUACAGGUAGCUACAAUUUAUAGCGCUAUAUAUAUUUGACAUGGUCAUAAUCUACACACUGCAGUCUGCAGGAAAUUUAUAAUCUUCUUACUAUGCUCGCAGGAAGAAAAUUAUUUUUUCCACCCCUGUAUAGAGUAGUGUACAGUUUUAAUUGUACAGCAGAGUAUAUUAUACUGUUCACUUCAGCUCAGUAUAUUACUCUGCAGUACAGUAUGCCGCAUUUUCACUUCUGAAUAAAAGAGGUAUUAAAAUAAUUUCAACGAGUUAUGCCAGUGAGUAUGUCGUAAUAUAUAAUGUAUUUUCUCAGGAUGAAGGCAGCGAUGUUUCUCAAGAUAACAGUAUGGAGCCAACCGAACCAACCGAAGUUAAUACAACUAUAAAACAAUAUAUUCUUGCGCAAUGGAAAGGUCAGUGGUUCUGGCUGAGCGAUUUUUCCUUAAAUUGUUUUAGUAUAGUUGAGGUUCGUGCAACAGGGGGUGGACAAUCAGCAGUUAUCAGUGUUAGAAAAUGAUACAAAUGCUUUUCAUUCUAUGUAGUAUCUUGUCUUUGAUAGCCUUGGCAAAUAAAUAAAAGAAAGGCAUUUGUUAAAUGAGGUUGACCAUCAGCUGCACCGAUCGCUAAUUGAAACCUGCCAAUUUACCGCUUGUACUAGCGAAACACACUUACUGGCCAUAUCAAGCUGCAAACAAAACUACAUGCCUUUUUAUUUUCAGAUGAAGAAAAAUCUACACCAAUAUCAAUCAUUAUAACAAACACUCACAUCGCUUUAGCUGAAGAAAAUCAUCAGUGGCCAUUACCUCGACUGCAUGAUCCUCCUAAAUUUCUAUCUGGACCACAAUUUGUCUUGAAAAAGAAACAAAAGAUUAUUAAUAUAACUGAUGUGGUAAGAUUAACCAAAAAAUUUUAACAACCCUAUGAAUAUUUAUUUCACCUCACCCUAAUCACUAUUCUAACUUUAUUGCACCUUAUUCGCAAACCUAUUCAGCCUUAAUGCGGGAAAGUGAGAGCCUUUACUUAUUAGAGGGCUUCAGGUCCUUUCUACGAGUUUGAUUAUACGAGUACACUCUAAAAACACUCUGGUUAAAUUUGUGUUAAUUUAACCAGGAUGGGGUUAAAAACCUACCUACACAAUCCUGGUUAAAAAAAUUAAACCAUUUUCCUGGUUAAAAGUCCAAAGAAGUAUGGCCAGAUUUUUGUUGAAUCAAUCAUUUUUAACGAGGAAAUUAGUUAAUUUAACCAGGAAUGUGCUAGGUAGUUUAUUGAUCCAGUUCCUGGUUGAAUUUAACCAGAGUGUUUUUAGAGUGUAGCAGGCAUAGAUAUCUUAUAUACACUAGUGCAUCUCAUUAUUCUACAAUUCAAAAAUUGAAGCCGUGAUUGCAGGCUCAGGAUAUUCCCAUGAAAUGAGAAGACUCGUAUGUUUUCUAUUUUUUAAACAGGGAACUUAAACAUUAAGUCACACCUAUUCCAAAUACAUUUUUAAACUAUUCAAAUUAUGAAAGUUAUUGUUGUUUUUUAAGCGUUUAUUAGCGAGUGGGAAACUCCAACAUGGCCGCCAUCUAUUCAAAUGGGGGUAACCGCUGGAAUAUUCUUGGCUUCAAUUUUACUAAAAGAGAUGCGCUAUCUAGUGUAUAUAUAAGAUAUCUAUGGUAGCAGGCCUCGAAUUUCCCUGAAAUCAAUCGACGGCAAUGGCGCUAAAAAUUGCCGUAGAGCGUAAAAGCUGUCUACGGCAAUUUUGGCAGUUUCCACGGCAUUUUUUCAAAUUAAUAAAAAUUUAAGUUUGUUACUUUGGAUUGUUGACAAGCUAGAAACACGUUUACGUAUUUCUCUAAGUGUUUUUUUUUCGAAGAAAAUUGAGACUAAAAUAGGAUUUACGCAUGAUUUGAUCAACAUCUGAAUUCAAGUAUCAAAAUAGUAAUGCACAGUGAAUUGUAUAAAAAUUACACUACACGGCAAAAAUUUGCCGUCGUUGCCACAAUAAUCCACGGCAUUUUGUUCUCCCUCAACGGCAAUUACCGCGAUAAAAUUCAAGCCCUGACGAGUAGAGAGAUCUUCAAUCCAUACUUGGAUAUUUACUUUUUUGUAGGUGGCCAAAACUAAUUUGCAGUUAGCCCUGGGUACACUGCGAGUCAACUAGGGUGGGGAUCGGGGGAAAUUGUUGAGAAAUUAGGAUAGGAUUACUAUAGGAAACAUCACUCAGGCCUUGAAUUUGUAUGAAAAAAAACACGUGUUAACUAUGGUCUCAGGGAGAAAAUCUCUCUAAUCUUACUAUAGCGAGAAUACAGUUUGUAAAAGGAUACUGGGAAAUUUUACUAUGCGUUUGCGUCCAGGACCUUCUGACCCAGGGGCCGGUUGUUCAAAGGUGGAUUAGCGCUAACCCAGGGUUAAAAUUUAACCCGCUGUUUUAGCUUGCAUAUUUCUACAUGUCCAUUUAUUUCAAAAUGUCAGAAAAGAAAACUCCUAUUGAUCCAGACAUGAUUUGUGAAAAAAUAUUUCCAAAUUUCAAAACAAGCUGUUAGGAACUGUGCUUUGAAUUUUGAGUUUACCUAGGGUUAAGCUAAUCGGUUUUUGAACAACCGGCCCCAGGUUUGCAGUUAGUUCAAGUCUCUUGCAGGUAACUGGGUCACUGCGGAUCCCAACAUCUGACACAUGUGCUUCAAGCAUGUGCCAGUCACGCUAUAUUUUGCUCUCGCCAUCACAAAUAAGCAGUGCAAGCAUCUUGACUCGUAUUUGUAUCAGUGCAUGAGCUCUCUAUAUAUCUGGAGCAAGAACUUCAGUCAUUCGGCCUAUGAGAAAGUGAAGUCAAGAUGGCGGAAUUGAUGUCCAAUAGCUAUAUGAAGGCAGUGAGCUCCAUAUAUAUCUGGAGUAGGAACUUGGUUGCUCGAUUGUCUAUGGUUGCUCAAAGUGAAGCCAGUUUCGUGUUAACCGCGCACACAAAAACAAUAGAAAGGGACUGGAACUGACGUCCAACAGCUCCUUCAAUUUCCGCCAUCUUGGCAAGGAGUGUGUUGAAAUUUCGUAUUUUGACUUCGAUUUCAAGAAUAAUAUUGUGAUUUUAUGAACUGAAAACUUGAUUAGUGAUACGAUCCAUUAGAAAAAACUGGAUUUAGCUUGGGAAAAUGGUAUAAAAACUGUUUACGACCUUCAGAGCUAUUGGACGUCAAUGGCCGCCAUCUUGGCUUCACUUGGUUUCACUUUUCUCAUUGACCGAAUGGCUGAAGUUCUUACUCCAGAUAUAUAUAUAGAGAGAGAGAGAGAGAGCUCACUGUAUGAAGGUCGUAAACAGUUUCAAUACCAUUUCCCCAGUUAAGUCCAGUUUUUACGGACCGUAACGCUAAUCAAGUUUUCAGUUCAUAACAUCAGAAUAUUAGUCUUUAAAUCGAAGCUAAAAUACGAAAAUUCGGCACAAUCCUGGCCCCGUGUCCGACCGCGCAGACAAAAACAAUAGAAAGGGACUGGAACUGACGUCCAAUAACUCUUCAAUUUCCGCCAUAUUGGCUUCACUUUUUGGACUCGAGUUUUCGCUCCAGAUGUGUAUGGAACUCACUAAUUUGCAUUCAUACUCAGAACUAAGGCCCUCUAUUUUUCGACCUUAACAACCUCAAGCUUCGUAACUAACAAGCGGUAAUAUCGUACAAUGAACAUUUGCUUCUAACACGUGUUGUUUAUCCUCCUAGAAAUUAUUCACUGAGUCUCCUUGUGAAAUUGAAAUUGAGUUCCGAGAUGAGGUAAUUCAACUGAAACAUUUUUAUUGUUAGCACGGGGGAGGGGGACGUUUAAACUCAAAACGCAUCCCAGUUGGAAUUCAUGAACUUUCUAGACGAUUCUUGAUGUCGCGACCACUUUCCUUUCCGGGGUCGUGGAUUUAACCUCUAUAGAGAUUAGGGAAGAUUUUUGCAAGUAGACCUUCCAUUUGGCGCAUGUAAAACCAAAAUUGAGCCCUGGGAGCCGAACACGACAAAAAUAAUAGAAAACAGAAAAAUUUUAAAAUCCAGGCAUAAUGGUUGUUUACCAUUUAGAAAGAAAAUGGUUCGAAAUAAACGGUUUUCCUAGUUGAUAGUCCGUACUAAGGACUCCGUAGACUCUGUACAGUACAUAAUAUAGUACAUAUUUUACUGGAUAAACUAUGUCUCCAUGAUUUUAGGAUACGCCAGGAAGUAUUGAAGAUGACUGCUGGCUUGUUGUAUUGCAGUCGGAAAAUUCGCUUAAAGUUCUUCUUGAUGCCAUCAAGGAAUUAUGGGAAGAUAAAUUCGGUAUUGAUUUGCCAGUUAAUAUUUGUAACCAAAUGGGAUGACUGAGAAGGAUGACUGAGAAGGAUGACUGAGAAGGAUGACUGAGAAGGAUGACUGAGAGUAUGGUAGGAUUUUUAAAGAUUAAAACAAAAUGUAGUUUAUUUAAAAUGCUAAUGUUUUAAAGCACAUGUGAUCGAAACAGUCAUAGUGUAAGGGUGAAUAUAAAGUAGAAUAUUGAGUAGAAUGUUUUGAAAUUUUAGCGUGACUUCGACAUUUUAGAUUUGAUGAAAUUGUCUUCCAUGAGGUCAGAUUUUGAAUAUACUUUUGUGAUUAAAGUAAAAGUAUAAUAUUGUAAGUACUAAGGUUUUUUUAAAUUGAGCAUGCAGACUUUCUGAUGUGAGACUAACAUAUUAAAGGCUAUUUAAAACGUGCUAAAGAACUAUAGAUUUAAUUAUACACAAUACAUGCAUUUUUAACUAAUAAAAUUUGUCCGUGGAUGUUU
Paramuricea clavata is the source of this 4809-nucleotide messenger RNA. Lineage: Eukaryota; Metazoa; Cnidaria; Anthozoa; Malacalcyonacea; Plexauridae. The record is from the annotation of a GenBank genome assembly.